AUGGGUCGCAAGAAGAAGUUCGUGGACAAGAAGAAUGCGGCGUCGUUCACGCUCAUGUACCGCGAGUCGAACGACCCCGACGCGCCUGGCGAGCGCGUCUUCGUGCGCACCGACGCCGGCAGCAACCACGUGCCGGGAUUCUCCGACGACUACCAGCCGCCAAUCCCGGAAAACGCGGAGGAUUAUAGCGGCGAGGAAUGGGAAGAGGAGGAGGAAGAGGAGGAGGGGGAGGAAGGGGAAAGGGAGGGGCGAAGCGUCGCCGGGAGCAGGAGGUCCCGAGCGCAAUCGCACGCCGUCGCACGCGCGACUGAUGGCGACGACGCGGCGUCUGUCGGAGGACGAUCGCGCGCGAGCACGAUGCGCGGUGGGGGGAGAGGGCGCGACUUAUGGGCGGGCCUGGGGUUGGGCGGGCCGCCAGGGUGGGAUGGCGGGAGCGUGAUGGGAGGAGGGAGCGUGGCCGGCGGGCAGGGCAAGAAAAAACUUUCCGAGAGCGCUCGGCGCGAAAUUAUCGAGUUAGGGUUACCCGACGACGGUUACGACUACACGCAGCACCUUCGGGUGAUCGGGCAGACGAGGACAUUCGCGUCGUUUGUUUCCGCCGAGGCUCCCCCCGCCGCACUGCCCGACGACGUCAAGAUCUACAAAGCCACGCGCCUUACCGUCCGGCCAGACACGUCAGCUGCCACCACAGCAGCCGCCGACGCGCCGGUUGCUGACCUGGAGGUCGUGGCUAAGAUCUCAUCCGUCAUCAAGGAGAUUCGGCCGAAGCGCGGAUUCGCCGCCGCCGCGCCGCCAGCCCGCGUAGCUCAAAGCGCAGCGGCGGCUUUCGCGGGAGCGCAAGCGGGGGAAGCCGCUGGCGGGGAGGGCAGCGCGAAUUAUCUGGGCGUCUCAGGGCUCGAUCCGGAGGUUUUAGCUCUGCUGGAAGGGGAUGGCGGAGAGGGGGAAGCGGGGGAAGGGGAGGAGGGGGAAGAGGCUUACGGGGAGCUAGAAGAUGACUUUGUGCUGCUGGCGACGGCAGGGGGGGAAGAGGAGGAGGAGGAAGAGGAGGCGGACGAGGCGGAAGAGGCGGAACAGGCGGAAGGUAGGGGGAACGAGGCAGCGGGGGAAGGGGAAGGUGGGAGGUUGGCGGAAGAAGAUGCGGGCGUGGGAGCGGUAGGGGACGUGGUCAUUGCGCCAGGAGCGGAAAGCCUUGCAAGCGGGGUUGAGGGUUUGGGGGUUAAAGGUGUUAAGGAUGCGGAGGCGCGGCGGCGGGAGGCGGCGGUGGGGGGGGAGGAGGCGCGGCGGAGGGCGGAAGAGGAGGCUAAGAGCCGCGCCCAGGCUGAGGAGAAUUUGAGAGCGCUGGAAGAGCAAGUGAUGCUGCUGGCUGAGCGGGAAUACGCGGAUGCUGACGUGGACGACUUCUCGGAUGAUGAGGACGGGGACCACCGGGGCGGCGGGGGGGCGGCUGGCCAUGCUGAUAUCUCCAUGUUCAGUAACGUGCUGGACGACUUUCUGGAAGCUUCCCGGCGGGAGAGCCUGCUUGAGCUGCGGAAGGGGGGCGCGGUUGUGCGGAUGGGGAAGGGGGAGGGCGGGGGGAAGGGGGAAAGCGGGGGAAAAGGGGAGGCCGGGGGAAAGGGGGAAAGCGAGAGGAAAAGGGAGAGUGGAGGAACAGAGGAGGUGUAUGAGAGGGAUAGGAAGGGUGAAGAGGAUGGACAGAAGGAAGAAAUUAUGGCUGUUCCUAUUGUCCCUGGUGAACCAGAGAGGGGUGGUAAGGGAGCGGACACGAAAAACGAGGAGCAGGAGGAAGAGGAGGAAGAGGAGGAGGAGGAGGAGGAGGAGGAAGAGGAGGAAUAUAUAUCGGAGGAGGAGGAGGAGAGGGAGAGGGGCAAGUGGGACUGCGAGUCGAUAGUGUCGACCUACUCUAACCUCGACAACCACCCUGCACGGAUCUCAGCUCCUGUGAAAACCCGCAGAAAGGGGAGCAGAGCGGGAGAGGCGGCGGCAGAAGGGGGGGGAGGUGUAGGGGGAGCUGGUGGGAGGAUUGGGGUGGAGGAGAUUAGACUGAAGGGGAAAGCGCAGCUGCCGGCUGGGUUUGUGCCGGGGAGAGUGGGAAGAGAGGGGAGGGACGGGGAGGAGGGGAGAGGGAGUGGCAAGGGGGGUGGGUUGGAGGGGAUUGGGGAGGAUGAGGAAGGGGCGGGGGCAGCAGGGGGUGUUGUGUUUGUGCGGCCGAGAGGGAAGGACAAGGAGACUCCCGAGGAAAAGAAAGCACGCAAGGAAGCAGUGAAGGCUCAGAAGCGGGCGGCGAGAGAGACCAAGAAGCAGACGAAAGAGAUGUACAAAGUGGAGGGCAAGAGGGCUCAAAGGGGGGCGGCUUCUACUGUAGCGCAGGGGAUACAUCUACUGUAG
This is a messenger RNA of Closterium sp. Yama58-4, 2385 nucleotides long. NCBI's taxonomy places the organism in Eukaryota, Viridiplantae, Streptophyta, Zygnematophyceae, Desmidiales, Closteriaceae. The record is from the annotation of a GenBank genome assembly.